AUGAUAACACCACAAGAGAAUUUCAAAGGUAAGAAAGACUCUUUAAAACGACCGAGCGAUACUGAAGUUAGUCCAGCUCCUGAUAGCAGUCCCUCCAAAAGGUCAAAACCAGCAUCCAAGGUGGACCCAAUCAGUUCCACCACAUGGCCACCAGUCGUUGAUAUUGUUGAGAAUAACUGGAAGUUCACGUUUGAUGAACUACGAGACCGAAGUCCCAGCAGAGUAAAGCAGGUUCCAUAUCAUGUUGAGCUUGAGAGAAGGUGGAAGGGCGUGAACUUCAUCAAUCAAUUGGCUCGUGCCCUCAACUUGUCCCGAUCAGUUGCAAUCACAGGAUCAACCUUAUUUCACCGAUUUUACAUGAGAAGAGAUUUUAACAUGCAUCACCAAUACCCUGUGGCUGCCGCUUGUCUAUUUAUUGCGACAAAAACUGAAGAAGCCCGCAGGCCUCUAAAAAACGUAGUCAUAGAAGCUGUCAAGAUCAGUUCCAAAGAUCCUCAGAAGCAAGUGGAUGAACAGACAAAGGAUUUUUGGCAAUGGAGGGAUACGAUAAUACGAAAUGAAGAAAUAGUGUUACUAUACUUGUGCUUUGAUGUUUCUCCAGAGUCUCCAUACCGAAAGUCCCAACAAGCAGUACGAGAAGCAGAGUUUCCCAAACAACUGAAUGCUGGUAUUCCACUGAAGGUUUCUCCAGAGCUCAUAUUCAGAGAAUCAUGUUCUUUCUACGAAGAGUGUUGCAAACUAGCCUUAUUAGUUUUGUUUGGAGCCAAUGUUGUAGCUGGUGUUGGACUAGUACAUGCCUGUAUUCAAGAGGAUGCCAGGUUUUCACCCCAGUUUCUUCAGAAAAGCCUGAAUACGUCAAUCAAUGAUUGUUGGAGGUGUUACAAAGUAUUCGUAGAAAUGAUGAGGAUCCUCAAAGAUCGAAUUCCUCCCUCUGUCAAGGAAAGAUAUGGUCAGUAUCCAAAAGAUCGUUUUUUCAGAGUUGCUGGUGAGGACAUACCACAGGAGAAAAAUAAAACAAUUCCUGUUGACAAAAGUGCUGGAGCCGUGGAAUUAGAUGCUAUUUCAACUAAGACUGCACCACAAGAAUUAAAUGAAGAAGUUAAGAAUAAUGAUGGUGAUGACAUUUCCAAAAAUACCAAUGGAACUACCAAGGAAAAUCCCAAAGGCAAUGACUUUGACGACUACCCGAAUUCAACCAAAGAAACAGUGAAAGAAUUUAGUGAUUCUGAAACAAAUGCUACAACGCCUGCACCCAAUGGUACGUAG
Molecule: messenger RNA, 1266 nt
Organism: Komagataella phaffii GS115
Lineage: Eukaryota; Fungi; Ascomycota; Pichiomycetes; Pichiales; Pichiaceae
Exons: 1
Coding region: 1-1266 (421 amino acids)
Biological process (GO): positive regulation of DNA-templated transcription, elongation; regulation of transcription by RNA polymerase II
Cellular component (GO): nucleus; cyclin/CDK positive transcription elongation factor complex
Molecular function (GO): cyclin-dependent protein serine/threonine kinase activator activity
Source: RefSeq, a predicted model, not a curated record